This is a messenger RNA of Hippocampus comes (tiger tail seahorse), 1069 nucleotides long. Its product is annotated as tubulin polymerization-promoting protein family member 3-like. Gene Ontology annotation, cellular component: microtubule. The record is from RefSeq and is a predicted model, not a curated record. Gene Ontology annotation, biological process: microtubule polymerization; microtubule bundle formation; positive regulation of protein polymerization. Lineage: Eukaryota; Metazoa; Chordata; Actinopteri; Syngnathiformes; Syngnathidae. The coding region runs from base 41 to 811 and encodes 256 amino acids. The transcript has 4 exons. Gene Ontology annotation, molecular function: tubulin binding.
UAUGAGCGCAAACAGACAGAAGAGUCGCUGAGUCGCAGUGAUGUCACUGAUGGUGCUGGGUGGUACUCUCUCCCUCCUCCUCCUCCUCCUCCUCCUAGCCACGCAUCAGCAUCGAUGUCGUCACCGCUCAAGAGCCUGGGAGUGGCAGAGAGGAGGAAAGGAAGUGGAAGAAAAAGAGGAAGAAGGAGGACAAGAAGGUCGAGCAGCCGUAAGCGAUUUCCGGGAUUUCCUUCAACUCGCCACUGGCAAGCAUCCUGCAGCCUCCAGCAGCAGCAUGGCUGACGGCCCUGUGUCGACAUCAGAGGUGGAGACGUCCUUCCGAAAGUUUGCCGUUCAUGGUGACAGCAAGGCGACGGGGAAGGAGAUGAACGGCAAGAAUUUUGCCAAGAUCUGCAAGGACUGUCUCAUCACUGACGGCAAGAAUGUCACCACCACAGACGUUGACAUCGUCUUCACCAAAGUCAAGUCCAAGUCAGCUCGUGUAAUCACAUUUGAGCAGUUCAUCAUGGCUCUGACUGAGCUGGGCCCUAAGCGCUUCAAAGGCAAGAGCAAAGAGGAAGCGCUCCAGCUCCUCUAUGGUCUCAUUGUUGGCAAGGAGCCUGCCAAUGCUGGAAUCACUAGACCGGCAAAGGCAGCGGCUGUGGACAGACUGACCGACACGUCCAAGUACACAGGAACACACAAGGAGCGAUUCGAUGAUUCGGGCAAAGGGAAGGGAAAGGUUGGACGUGAAGACAUCCCAGACACGAGCGGCUACGUCGCAGCUUACAAGGGGAGCGGCUCUUAUGAUGACAAAGUGAAGGAAUCAUAAUCCUGAAGAUACAUAAUACGUAAUUGUGGUCUUUCUAUAUUUUCAGAUAAAUGUUCAUGUGCAAGUAUAUUUUCGAAAGCUGCGCUUAACUUUGUGCCUUAUUAUGUAGCAAUCUAAAAGCAAAAUGCCGUACACAUUCAUACAUUGCAUUUUUGGAAUGGAUAAUCAUGUAUCUGCUGUCAAGCAAUGGAACGCCAGCUUUCUUAUUCCACAUCAUAUGUUGUGGAUUGAUCAUUCCGCUGGUCUGCAUCAAACAAA